CCGGAGCUGAUGAUAUAAGAAGGGCCGGUCUUGGAAACACUGCUGCUAGUCGCUGUGGCUCCUGUUUGCUAGCACUCCACAGUAACAAUGAAGAUCCUGUUUGUGAUCCCAGUUUGCCUGAGCCUGAUUCUCAGCAGCUCUGCACAAAAGCCAGAACCUUGCAAGUCUCCACCUUUGCUUGAGGGGGCACUGACCGUGCUCGUGCCUGGGCACCAUUUGCGAGUUUUUGAGAAAUUCUCUUAUGAUGCCUAUGGACAGAAUAUCCGAGUCCUAGCAGCUGGAAAGGAGGGCAACCAGACUUUCUUUGUUGACAGGCUUCUGCUCUUUAGAGAGGGAGUCAACUAUGAGAUCCACUAUCACAACCAUACUUGUAUUAAGACAGCAUUGAAGGAACCAUUUGAGCAUCUUGGGGUACCCCAUGAUGCCCAUUUCCUGCAUCAAAUGGUCUUGGGUAGCAGCUCUAUACCAGGACAAGGACUGCUGGUCAAUAACUGGAAUGGAACAGCGCAGACAACAAAAGAACCCUACCUGCUGACCUACACUGCGUUUGGCUGUGUGCCUCUCUACAUCCUCGAAUUUACCCAGCAAGGGGAAAUAGACGUCAUGACAAGCUUCUUUGACCUAGUGGAGGGAAUCGAGGACCCAGAAGUCUUCAUCCCGCCCUCAUUCUGCGAUUCUGUGGAAGUGCUGCCAGCCAAAGAAGUUGCUGGAGCAAGAUCCUUCAUUGAUCUUCUGUGAGAGGAACCACAUGGGUUUAUGUCAGUGCAUGUCCACCUUAAAACUGCAGCAUGGACACACCAUUUUUUAUUUCAAUGUACCAUUUGGCAUUUUUUGGCAACCUACACACAUUAAACAAAGUUGCUAUCCAAACUAUGA
Molecule: messenger RNA, 876 nt
Organism: Labeo rohita (rohu)
Lineage: Eukaryota; Metazoa; Chordata; Actinopteri; Cypriniformes; Cyprinidae
Gene: epdl2
Product: ependymin-like 2
Exons: 6
Coding region: 88-738 (216 amino acids)
Biological process (GO): cell-matrix adhesion
Cellular component (GO): lysosome; extracellular region
Molecular function (GO): calcium ion binding
Source: RefSeq, a predicted model, not a curated record